Molecule: messenger RNA, 8860 nt
Organism: Hemibagrus wyckioides
Lineage: Eukaryota; Metazoa; Chordata; Actinopteri; Siluriformes; Bagridae
Gene: fign
Product: fidgetin
Exons: 3
Coding region: 466-2769 (767 amino acids)
Molecular function (GO): microtubule severing ATPase activity; ATP hydrolysis activity; ATP binding
Source: RefSeq, a predicted model, not a curated record
ACAAACGCCAGUAUUUAGUUAGAGGCUUGGGGAGAAAACUGACAUGAGCUUCAUGCUUGUGGUUUUUACUCCCCACCUCUCUCUCUCUCUCUCUCUCUCUCUCUCUCUCUCACUCACUCACUCACUCACUCACUCACUCUCUUUCUCUCUCAGCUCCCCAGUAGCUUUUUGUUGCUGCUUUUGCCUUCUCCACCUUAAAUAUAUGCAUGUAGGUUAAAUGAGUACCUGAUGAAAUAAAGCCCGUCUCCCCACCCCCGGGUUACACGGUGAGGGGAAAUCCGAUAGCGGAGAGGAAAAGUGGCCGCGCUGAAAAAAAGCUCCGGCUUUCGGAAUUCCUCCGGCUCUGCUCUUUCCUCUCCCCCACUUUCCCCUGCUCUAUCCCGGCAGAGAUGAUCAGUAGCACCGCUCUUGAUGUGACCAGCAGAAGAGCAAUGUAAGCAGUGGUUUUAGAGCUUGGCUGUACCAAUGAGGCUGUUUAAAUUUCGCUCAGAUAUCCAGUACCCACAGAGCUCUACAUUUUUCAUAAGCCACAGGACUGGCUUAAAGAUGCAGUGGACCCCAGAGCAUGCGCAGUGGGCAGAGCAGCAUUUCGACAUCUCCUCAACAACCCGCUCCCCAGCCCACAAAGCUGAGGCAUAUCGUGGACACCUGCAGAGGACCUACCAGUAUGCGUGGGCCAACGAUGACAUCUCCGCCCUCACCGCCUCCAACCUCCUGAAGAAAUAUGCUGAAAAGUACUCUGGGAUCCUGGAGGGUCCCAGUGAGAGGGCACUCCUGUGCUCAUAUUCAGAGAGUGCCCCAGGACUCCUUAAUGGACGCAAGUCCGAAAGCGACGUUUGGCAAGAGGGCAUCUACCCCAUGAACUGCACCGCAGAUGUGAUAUCUGCAAGCAAGGCUGUAGUGCCAGCUGCUUUACCGUCAGCGGACAGUGCAGCCAACAUUGGCAGCUCAUCAGGGGUGGCAAGCAGCCUGAGUGAACCCAGCUACUCCAGUAGCAGUUGUGGGAGCCACACGCCUGCUGCCCUGCACUCGGGGAUCCCUUCUCAGGAGUUUGCGAGUGGCUACAAUGGCACUUACCUGCAUUCCACCUAUAGUGGUGGGCAAAGCACCCCAGCCUUGCCCUCCCCACAUCCCUCACCUUUGCACAGCAGUGGGCUUCUUCAGCCGCCUCCACCCCCUCCUCCCCCUCCUCCAACACUGGUGCCUAGCUAUAAUGCAGGUUCACCUAACCUCUCCAGUUACAACUACCCUCCUACAGCAUAUCCCCCCCAGGCUUCUGUUGCUCCAGGCUACAGCCCUGGAGGAGCCCCUGCUCCAUCAGCCUACUUGCCCUCAGGCAUUGCAGCUCCCACUCCACUACCCCCCUCUACCAUUCCUGGCUAUUCCUACCAGUCCCACAACCAUGCACCUAUUGCACCAACACCUUUGAAUGGCAGCUCAGCCAACUCACUGAAAAGAAAAGCUUUCUACAUGACAGGACAAGGAGACAUGGACUCCAGUUAUGGAAAUUUCAGUUACAACCAACAGCGCUCAACUCAAAGUCCUAUGUACAGAAUGCCAGAGAGCAACCUUGCUGACUCAAGCAGAGGGAAUGGAUUUGACAGAAAUGCUGACACCACGUCUUUGCCAUUUAAGCCUACAAAGCAGCCAAUGUCCUCAGAUCAACAGCGUAAAUUCAGCAGUCAGUCUGGCAGAGCUAUCACCCCGCCAUCCUACGGUGCAUCCAAAGGUUCCAUGGGGUCAGUGCGAUCAGGCGAGUCUUUUGGGAAGUUCAGUUCACCGGUUUUGAAUGAGCACAAUGAGGAGCACAGGCAGCACUUGCCACAUUCCAUUGGCACAGUUCCCUCAAGUGGCCACCCGGCUGAAGAGCAGCUGAAAAAUAGUGACUCCAGCCUGGUGGAGAUGGUCACCACUGAGGUCCUCCAGCAGAUGCCCCCUGUUGACUGGAGUGACAUUGUAGGGCUGGAGCUGGUCAAGGCCACAAUUAAAGAGGAGGUUUUGUGGCCCAUCCUGAGGCCAGACAUGUUCAGUGGCCUGGCACCGUUACCACGCAGCAUCCUUUUCUUUGGACCUCAGGGCACUGGGCGGACAUUGCUGGCACGCUGUGUGGCUAGCCAGCUGGGUGCUGCGUUCCUUCAACUCAGUGGAUCAGCACUAGUUAGUAAGUGGCUGGGGGAGGGUGAGAAGGUGGUGCAGGCUUCGUUUCUUGUAGCUCGCUGCCGGCAACCUUCAGUAAUAUUUGUUAGUGAUGUAGAUCUCUUACUGUCACCACAGUUAAGUGAGGAAAGCCCGGUAAAUCGUAUCAAGAGUGAACUUCUCCUACAACUGGAUGGAGUGCUCAGCUCAACAGAGGAUCAUGUCUUGGUCAUCUGCUCCACAAGCAAGCCUGAGGAAAUAGAUGAAGCUCUGCGUAGAUACUUUGUAAAGAGGUUGCUCAUCCCACUCCCAGACACCACGGCACGACACCAGCUCAUCAGUCAGGUGCUCUCCCAGCACAACUACUGCCUCAGUGACAAAGAGGUGGCACUGCUUGUCCAGCGGACAGAGGGAUUCUCGGGGUUGGACCUGGUUCGUCUUUGCCAGGAAGCCAUUGUCGGACCCUUGCACAGCAUGCCUGGCACAGAACUGUCUGGAAUCAUACCAGGGCAGAUGAGGCCACUAUCUUACCAAGACUUUGAAAAUGUCUUUUGCAAAAUUCAACCCAGCAUAUCACAGAAAGAACUGGACACAUACACUGAGUGGAACAAAAUGUUUGGCUGUAGUCAGUGAAAUGGGAGGUUAAGGGGGCCAUAUAGGGUGACUUCUCCUCCUGUAAGGAGAGGAUACAAUUCAGAAUUCUUUGGGUGAAAAUUACAAUGUUGAAGGGUGGGUAUUACUAAUGACCCUUAAAUAACAUCUGGAAUGACACUCUAAAAGACCUGAUUGAUGCAUAGUCAAUAUAAGGCCCUUUGCACGUAGUCUAAAAGAAAGUCCACAAUUUGGCUCAACACUGCUGAAGCUGAGCGUCACUUGCUGAAGUGCACUGUCACUGAAAUUACCACAAAGACAAACUCCAUUGUGUGUAUAUAUAUAUCAUUCUGCUGUUUUUGAGAUUCUGUUGCUAUUAAGUGCCUAAAGUGGUGCUUUAUUAUUUUGUAUUUUGGUUGGUUUGCCUCACAAUCUACAUUGGUGGCAUGUGCUAAUAUAAAAAGCUUUAACCUGAGACUAAAAAGAACAAAACAACCGUAUUCCUCAACUGAGUCUGAUCUGUAGGCCCUAUGUGGGCAUAAGAAGUUCUUGUGGCAUUUAUAAUCUCGGCCCUAAUUUAUGGACUUUGUUUGCUUUUGAUUUCCUUCAAAAACUCAGGAACAUGAUUGUGAUUUGUACAGUACCUCAAAAGAUUGUGUCAAAGCACUACAUAUUGGGUUUGGAUUUUGAUUUGCAUUGAGCUAAAAAUCUCACCUCAACUGACUAAAACAUGGAUAUGACUAUGAAUGUAACCAGAUCAUUUCUGGACUAUUUGGGGAAAAUGUGUUUAUCUUUUUUUCCCUUUUUUGUCAAUUAUUGAAGUUAAAAUUAAAUAUGAAUUCCAUAGUGAGUAUCUUGAAACAGAGGGAUGAACAAUGAAGAAUUCUGAAUUGUGGCAGUCUUGAAUACAGCACCCUGUUCCCAUGCAUAGCACAAUGCUCACUCUAUAGUGCAUAUGUAAUCAAAGUUCAAUUCUAAGCCUUAGCUACGAAAGAGAAGUUGCAGGGGACCACACAGUUUGCAUUUGGUGAAAUUGGGUAUGUAAUCAAUGAAGAGAAAAGACAGACUCAUUGCAGUGAACCAAAACUUUUACACAGACCACCACAUAUUAUAUUUAAGGGAUUAAAACACAUAUUUGUAUUUGUAAGUAUUGUUUUUAACCCUGUUCUGCUGCUGUGUGUCAUUCAUGUAACAAUCCUGAAGGAUCAUGUGUAACCUGUGUUCUUUUCUACCUCAGUUCAUCACUGUUUUCUUUCAAAGCAAAAAUUAAAGAGGCUAGCUUGACGUCCUAAACUCUCUAGGCUCACUCACCGAGAAGAAAGUCUGCUUAUAGAACUAGCUGCUCAAAAGAAUUAAAUGCAACUGACACUGGCUGUGCAGUUCUUCUUCUCACAAUAUAUAGUGCAGCCUCCCUUCAUAUACAUGCUCCAUGGGUUUUGUGUUGCACUCAGAGGGCACGAUUCUCCAGUCAUUGCACUCCCCUUUUGGUGUUCCUGUUUCAUAUUGCUGGCAGCUUUUUUCUUUACUAACAUUCAACGCUAGUCACAUGACCGGGUAGUACCAAUGGGGACACUGGAGACAAGCUUGCACCUGUGUUUACAGCACGUGAGGAAAAGUCAAAGAAGGCCUUGUGUUGAAUGUAUGUUUGUGUUUGUUUGUUUACUCACCCCCAAUGACCACCCCUCCCCCCACCUUUUAUCCUGUGAGUAUUUCAUGUUUGCCAUUUUGUGAAGCACUAGUGAGUGGAGUGGUGCAGGACUGCCUAUGUACAGCACUGAAGGAGAUGCUCAAAGGAUGGCUGUCCUGUUUCGUUUUCCCCUCACUGUUUAUCCUAGGCCCUUAUUGCAUACAUAGACGAUCUGCAACGCGAUUGAGGAUGUCAUGCAUUCUUGGGUGUUGGCAUAGUCCCUUUUUACUUUUCAACACUGCAAUGUUUUCCUGUCAAAGGUGCUUAGUGGCUGGAGCUAACAUUUCCUCCACUACAUGUACAUGUGACUUAACCAUGCACAAAUACUCAUGCAUUUUAUAAUAGGCAUCUAGUUUGUAUUUAGCAGCUGUAAAAUACCAUUUAUUUUACCAUUCUGCAUUAAUAAUGUGAUCAAGAUGAAACUUACUAAGAUGUCAAGCAUGUUUGGUGUCUGUCCAGUAGAACACCUUCAGAUUUGGUCUGGUCCUGUUACUAUAGUAAAUGUUAACAUUUUAAUUUAUCAAAUGCACUUUUGGUUUAAUGUUUAUCAUUUGAAAGCAUCAUCUUUGCACCAAAGCAAAUAGAACCAAUUUACUUCAACAGACAUAUCCAAAAUGAAAGCCUAUGCGCAACUAAUUUAUAAAACAUAGCAUACAAUAGCAACUCCCCAUUCUAGUCUAGUGGUGUAGUUUCCACAUUUAUUUCAACAUCCGGAAUAAUAAAGUACUGUGAGUACUUAAGCCAAAUUGCACUGAUGCUCAGAGCCACUCUUACAUGUUUCGAAUAAUUCUUUUGUAUCAUUAUUAUUACUGUUUUGCUGUGGGAAUGAUCCACCGGCAUUCACUUCUGCAGCAUCCCUCUGAAAUCUGGACAGAUCCUUUGUGACUUGGAGGUUAUUGUGGAAGCCCCUGAUUACUGCUGAUUACAAAAGCAUUAAGUUUAAGACAACAUUAGUGAAAAGUACAGUGAAAAGGUUUAAAGCACACCUUUUCUCAAUCAUCACGAAUCAUUUGGAUUUGCCUCUUUUUUUCUAUCCCUCUAAUUGUUUUUCGUCCUGCAUUCUUCUGCACUCUUCUAGUUGUUGCUGUCAUAUCAAUUUUCUAUUUCAGACAUUGAUCUCUAAGACCAUUUCUACCUCAUUGCUACAUACACACAUGUAGUACCUAUGUUCUGUCUUUUUUGAAUGUCAUGCAUUUGUAUAAAAGGCAAAAAAAAAAAAUAAUGUAAACAAAAAAAAAAAAAAGGAAAAAAAUAUAUAAACGUGGAAAAAAGCUUGUCCUUGAACUUGAGCAGUCUACCUCAGAAAGACUGUCCCUACACUGAGCAGUUUAGUAGAUGGGCAAAUGAUGAGACACACUAGAGAGUGUUGAGGUAAAGAUAUUGCACACAGUUGUAACUUUAAAACACUUUGAAAUCUACUUACAAAAAAUAAAUAAAUAAAAAAAUUAAAAAAAAUUAAAAAAAUUAAAAAAAAAAAAACCCACAAUGGGUAAAGGAUAUUGUGGGCUGUAUAGGUCUUCUUCAAGGUCUCUAAAAUGCAGAUUCAGUUUUUGGAUUAUAAUAAAAUCGCUUUACUCCUUUGUGAAAUGUAGUGUGCAUGUGAAUGUGUGUAUGUCUGUGUGUGUGCGCGUGUGUGUAUGUGUGUGUGUGUGCACUUAUCAUUAAGUGUGUAAGUGUGCAUUUUUAUAUAUGAAAAUUCUAUAUGAAAUGUAAUUACAUUUCAUAUCUUGUAUUUGUACAUGAGCUACACUCGCACAUAUGUGUACUUAAUGUACAUUGUUGAUAUAACAUUUUGAAAAACACCACAUAACGUUUCUAUGUGUGUGUAUGUACAGUAUUGCCAUAACUGCAGUCGACGUAAAUGUAUUUUCAUGUAUUCAUAGGGGCAAAGGAUAAUAAAAAAUCAUUAACAUGUUUUUGAAAUUCCAGUGUAUGUGUUUUGUUUUGUUUUUUUGCCUGCUGCGUACCCGAUUUAUAAAAAUACUACCAAAUACGUCACACAUUAGAACCUUGUGGCUAUAUCAUCACUAAUCAUUUGUUGUGUGAGAAAUUAUUUACAUGUAAAGUUGGGAUGAGAGAGAAGGAAUUCUUGAGAAAGACCUAUACACUGCACAAUAAACGUUUAUCAUUAUUUUUUACCUAACAUAUCUUAAAUUAAUAGUAAUUCACAUCUGUCCCUCUGAUUACCGAUUACAUGCAUGUACUGUUGUGUGUCUUUCAUUUGUAAGGAACAUGCAGUUGCAGCAAACUAAUUAGUAACGGGAACAUUCCAAUAACAGUGUGUCCUGGUGUUCCUCUAAUACCACAACAAUUUCCCAGCAAUCAUUAUCUUUUAUUUUUUUAUAAACCUAAUGUCACAUGUUUUAUUCCUUCAUAGUCACAUUUAAUAUUGUAGAACAUUCAAGUUAGUUAUUGAUGUCACGUAUGUUCUAACAGAUAUAACCAGUCAUUCCCUUACCACCCUCACUUCCUUCCAGCGGAUGAGGCAAAAGAAAAAAUGCACAGCUUGUCUUGUUUCUGAGAAACCACAAAACCGUCCGUCCUGAAGACCCUUGUUGGAAAAGUUGCAGCUUGAACUCUUGACUGUUCCAAAGCACUGACCCUGGAGACUACUUCCAAAAAUGUUAAAUAAACUGACAGAAAAACAGUAACCCGCUUUACAAAAUUGAUUCAUGUCGGCUGUCUGCCGUACAAUUCCCUGUUAUAAUUAGUUACUAUAGAAAUAUAACGCAUUACAAGUGCAUGUGCAGCCUUGCAGCCAGACUAAUCAUCUUCUGACCAAUCAGAAUCAAGCAUUCAGCUGUGCGUGGUAUAAAAAAUAUUAAAGGAACAAAACUGCUACUGCAUUUCUAAUGACUUCUUCCUGUCAGUAGUGUAAAUCAAAGAUUGCUACACCUCAUCAAACUCUAUUAAAUGAUGUCCACACCCAGGGGCUAUUUAUAGGUGGUAGAUCAUUUCAGCUGCAGUUGUUCAGUUGAACAUUCUGCACAUGUGUUAUACUGCUGUAUAAAACAGUUUUGGUCUUUACCCUUGCUGUAAUGGUCAAAUAACAUGACAGUGGACUCAAAGGUCAAGGUUGCUGUUAAUAUGAGAGGCAUUUAACCCUUAGUUAUUUGAUGUAGUGGGUUGAUUGGCAUAUGGAAGCAUCAGUUAUAUAAAUGAUCUAUUAGUAUAUACACCAGUAUCUCAGCACUGGAGUUCUCAUAUAGACAGUCUUGAAAUGUGAUAUACUGUAAGUGUGUGAUUUAAAGUUCCUUCCAAAGAGCUAGCUGCAGCUUGCUGACCCCUUCAUGAGAGAGAAUAAAAGCUUUAAAAUCGGAGACAGAAAAAAAAUACAAAAAGUACAACAAAUAUGUCAACAAAACAAUCAACAUAUUUUUCCUUAAACUCUUACUGUGAACAUGUUCAGAACUUUACUCCUCACUAAGAAUCAUCUUGAAAGGUGACUGAUCGAUUUCCCCAAAUUUAAUACAUGCUAUAAGUCCAAUAGUUUUAUCGUUGUCUUCUCGUAUUUUUUUUUCCUUCCUUCUUUCAUUUUGUUAUAAAUAAGACAUUAAUGCUUUCGAUUUUCCACAUUGAAGGCAUAAUUAUGUAGUAGAUGCUUUGUGCGUAGGUUGCUGCUGUACAAUUAACACUGGGGAACUAGGUGCAUUUGGAGCCUGUCGCUGUUUCAUUUGUGAUCGGCUGUGUGUCAUUUCCACAGUCGUGCACAUUAAAAGAAGCCUCUCCUAAUGGAUGCAAUUCAGCAGGGUUCCCCUCAGAGACACCGCCAACACGCUCCAGCACAAUCACAAACACAAAGGUUAUCAGAGCUGCAGAUGAAGAGAUGACGAUGGGAGAUUUUUUUUUUUUUCUUUCUUCCUUUUGUCAAGGUGUCUUCUUUCCUGUUCAUAUUUAUGUCAUUUCAGCCUGUCCUUCGCUAUCUCCUCAAACACAUACAGUAAGUUUAUACUGUGCAUUAAGGGAUUAUGGAUCUCACAUAAACACACCAUUUUGAAGUGUGCUAAAUGUUUGUGAUACACAACCAUGUUUUUUUUAUUACAGCUUUUUAUUUUUAAUACAAGGACGACUGGCUCGGUGGUUAUUAAACUGUAAGUAAUUACUGAUCUGCUGCUGAGAGCUUCAUGUCUGAACCUUUUCUUCUGCAUAGGUCACUCUUCCUGUGCUGAAUCAUUCACUGAUUGAUUUUUACCUUUUGAUGAAAAGCAUUUCAGAGCAUUAAAAAAAGACUCUCAAAUGUUGCAUUUCCUUGAGCAUCCCUUAAAUUAUAUCACAGCACAUGUGACAUGAUUCCAAAUGUGUUUUCUCUCAUUAGAUGUUACAUUUAAAUCGGGUAGCACAGAGUUUAAUGAAAUAUCUCAGAAGCAGUUGUGAUCUGUUUAAAAUGAGAUUAUUAUUUGGUUCAUUAUGUGGAUGGAGCAAGACAGUGUGAUCCAUGUUCCCAGC